Molecule: messenger RNA, 5492 nt
Organism: Propithecus coquereli (Coquerel's sifaka)
Lineage: Eukaryota; Metazoa; Chordata; Mammalia; Primates; Indriidae
Gene: OTOGL
Product: otogelin-like
Exons: 41
Coding region: 1-5382 (1793 amino acids)
Biological process (GO): L-arabinose metabolic process
Cellular component (GO): extracellular matrix
Molecular function (GO): protein binding; alpha-L-arabinofuranosidase activity
Source: RefSeq, a predicted model, not a curated record
AUGGCAUCUGCCGAUAGGCUUGGGUCUGCGCCCAGGGACGUGCCUUCAGGGGGCUGGGAGCCCGGCGCUGAGUCUGCAAGAGGCCACUGCUCACUGGCAGCAGCCGUCUCUGGGCUGGUGUCGGCAGGUCUCUCCAGCUGCUCAGGAGCCACCAGCAGUCCGAGAGGGAGGGGGAAGUUAACCGCUCCACCUACCCCUGUCGCUGGUCUCCAAGCCUCUCGGGACCUUUCUCCUUCCAGUUCUCCUCCGCAACGUCUUCCCGUGGUGUCUCCUUUUGAAGCAACUUCUCCAAGAUAUUUUUUCCAUGAAGCUAUUAAUUGGGGUGAGAGCAAAAUAAAAGGUUCUUGUCCUUAUGAAUGCCUUAACGGAGCUUUCUGUUCUAAGGCUGGUAUAUGUGACUGUCAAAUAUUUCAGGCUCUUGGGACAAGGUGCCAGAUCGUCCCAAACAUGGGCAAUGGCAGGGAUGGGAUUUGCAAAACCUGGGGACAGUAUCACUUUGAAACAUUUGAUGGCAUCUACUAUUACUUCCCAGGAAACUGUUCUUACAUUUUUGCAAAGGACUGUGGUACUUUGGAGCCUCGGUACACUGUAUGGGUUCAUAAUAGCCCUAAAUGCCUUGGUUCAGUGUAUUCUUGUUAUCGGUCAAUCAGCUUGUUCUUUUCAAACCAAGAGGAAAUUCGAAUUUAUGGUCAUGAAAUAAAAAAGAAUGGAAUCAGUUUAACAUUGCCUCAGACAAUUGGACAGGUUUUCAUUGAGAAACUAGCUGACUACAUUCUGGUGAAAACAACCUUUGGCUUUUCAUUGGCUUGGGAUGGAAUAUCUGGAAUUUACCUCAAACUGUCUGAGGACCAUAAAGGGAAACCAUGUGGCCUAUGUGGAAAUUAUAAUGGCAUUCAAUCUGAUGAUUUCAUAAUUCAGCAAGCUGAUAAAUGUGAUGAUAGCUUUGUCCAUCGGGAUUGUAUCAGUUGUUGCCCACCAACCUGCACAUUUGAGAAGCAAUGUCUUGGGAGCAAUCUUCAUUGUCUUGAUGGAUGUUACUGCCCAGAUGGACUUAUCAUGGAAAAUGGGACUUGCAUCUCCUUGGAAAAUUGCCCGUGUAGUUUUCAUGGAUUAGCUUAUUCAGUUGGUUCAAAAAUUGAGCAAGAAUGUACUGAAUGUGUGUGUGUUGGUGGAGUUUGGAACUGCACUGAGCAUGACUGCCCAGUUCAAUGCUCAGUUGUGGGUGAUUCUCAUUUUACAACUUUUGAUGGUCGACAUUAUUCUUUUAUUGGCAUGUGCCAGUACAUCCUCGUGAAAGGAACUGGAAAAAAUAAAUUCACAAUUACUUUACAGAAAGCUCCCUGUGAGCAGAACCUUGGCUUGGUCUGCCUUCAGUCUAUAACUCUAAUUCUGGAGGAUGAUUUUAACAAACAAGUGACCCUAAGUAGGGGAGGACAAAUCCUCACCAGUCCUAACCAAGGCUUCAAUCUGAAUGGUAUUGUUGAAAUUCACACUCUGUCAUCCUUAUUUAUACUUCUAAAAACCACAUUUGGUUUAAGGAUUCUGUUUGCUGUAGAUGGGGAAAGAAUUUAUAUUCAGCUCACCAGUGCAUGGAAAAGAAGAACUUUAGGUCUGUGUGGCACUUUUAAUGGGAACAUAAGGGAUGACUUUCUUUCUCCAUCAGGCAUGAUAGAAGGUACACCACAGCUUCAUGCAAAUGCGUGGAGAGUUUCCACAACUUGUUUUGCACCUGUUCAUGUCCCAAUGGUGGACCCCUGUAACAUUAAUCAACAAAACAUCGGGUAUGCAGCACACUGUGAUUUCAUCCACCAGGAGCUCUUUGCUCCUUGCCACGUCUACAUUAGCCCUGGGCUGUACUAUCAGCUGUGCCGCCACGACGCAUGCAAAUGCGGAAGCGCCUGCCUAUGCAACGCUCUUGCCCACUAUGCCUAUCUCUGUGGCCAGCGUGGUGUUCCCAUCCAUUUUAGGGAUCAGAUUUCAUUCUGUGCUGUGGUGUGCCAGAAGGGCAUGUUGUACCAUCACUGUUCCUCAUUUUGCCGCCGUUCCUGCAUUUCUCUCUCUUCCCCGGAGCUGUGUAAUGAUGACUGUGCCGAAGGUUGUAACUGUCCUGAAGGCAAAUUCUAUGAAGACACACUUAACUUUUGUGUGCCCAUAUUUCACUGCCGGUGUCAUUAUAGGGGGAGCGUUUAUCAACCUGGGGAGCUCAUUCCGACACCCUCGGGCUUAUGCCAAUGCUCGAAUGGGACUGUGAAAUGUGAUGAAUUAGCAACGCCCUCUACUGUUCACGUCUGCCCAGAGGGAAAAGAAUAUUUCGACUGCAGGUUUCCUAACCCUGAAUUACCAGCUGGUGGUAUAAAUUGUGAGACUACAUGUGCAAACCUAGCCAUGAACUUCACUUGUGCCCCAUCCUCACCUUGUAUAAGUGGCUGUGUUUGUGCUCCAGGAAAGGGCAUAGGAGGCAGAGAAAAGAAGGUCACAAAAGAACAAGUGCCCAUGCAGGGGAAAAUAAAGCCAGGUAGAAAUCAGGUCUUAGAGCAGAGUACGGAUGAUUCAGAUAUAUCUGUCAUUGCCCAGAACAAGAAAUGCUUUGACAAUGAUAUUGUCUGUUCUAAAAGUGUUCUGAUUUCAGUUGGGGAUACUGAAAUUUACCUGAAUGAUGCUCCUUACAAACAGAAAUUAUCAGGUUUUUUUCUGGAAAGUAAACAUACCUACCAGCUUUGGAAAGCUGGGUACUACAUAGUGGUAUACUUUCCAGAGAAAGAUAUCACUAUUCUUUGGGAUAAGAAGACAACUAUUCAUAUCAAAGUUGGACCACAGUGGAAGAUUGAUGUGACUUCUUUUGCCAAAAAUUGCCAUGAAGAUACAUGUAACUGUAAUCUUGGCGGGGAUUGUGAAUGUUUGUGCACUAGUAUAGCAGCGUAUGCAUACAAGUGUUGUCAGGAAGGACUGUCGAUUCACUGGAGAUCAUCUACUGUGUGUUCAUUGGCACUUGUUUCCUUGGAAUCUGCUGAAAGGCCAAACUACUUUCUCUAUGUCCACGAUGAUGACACUCUUAGUUUGAAACUAUGGGAGGCAAAUUCAGCCUUUCAUCGGAGAGCAACAUUUUUCCACCAUCAGGGCCUCUGGAUUCCUGGUUAUAGUGCAUUUGAGUUAUACAGCAAAAAAGGCUUUUUUAUCACGGUCACAGAUUCUAGUGUCAAAGUAUCAAAAUAUGAUGAUUCUGAAGAAUUUAAACAUUCAAGUAGCUUCAGUAUAGAAGAAAUCCAGGUAGCUGUGCCUUACAGGAGGAUGUGUGAAUGGAGGUAUGAACCUUGUGCCACUCCCUGUUUUAAAACAUGUAGUGACCCUGAAGCCCUAGCGUGUACUUUUCUUCCACCGGGAUAUGGACUAUACUCCAUGACCCUCAAAGUAAUGGGGAUUGCAUCUUCAUUUUUAACAGGUCCGGAAAUGAUUACUCCAUCAGAAAUCACUGUGUUUGAUAUGCUGACACCCACGACAGGUUUGGAAUGUGAGGUAGAAGUGGAUUCUAUUGUUGUGCCUUUGCCCUUUUCAAAUCAGGAACUGUCCAUAGAAGAUUCUGGUGCAAUGUAUGUGAUUACUACUCCAGCUGGACUAAUUAUAAAGUGGGCUCAUCUUACAGGAAUCAUAGACAUUCAUUUUGGUUUCCAAUUUAACUUGUCAUCGUAUACAGAAGGACUUUGUGGAAUUUGCAACGAAGAUCCAGAUGAUGAUCUAAGGAUGCAGAAUGGCACAAUUAUUACAAAUAUGGAAGACAUAGAAUUAUUUAUCGAGAGCUGGGAAAUUGAAAAAUCAUUUGAAGUAACAAUGAGAAGACCUGUUAGAAAUUGUACUGAGCACGAUUGUAGUCAAUGCAUUGAUUUAUUAAACAGAAGAGUUUUCAUUCCAUGCCAUGAUAAAGUAACUCUGAGUUGCCCAGAGGGGAAGGAAUAUCAACCCUGUGUGCGACCCUGUGAAGCAAGAACAUGCCUGAACAAAUGGUUCUAUGGACACUCUUUAUGUUUGAAUUUAAGGGAAGACUGUGUGUGCAAAGAUGGAACUAUUCUUCACAGGCCAUAUUCAACCCAGUGCAUUCCAGAGAAAGAAUGCGAAUGUGACCCAUUGAAAUGCCCCAAUAUUUCAACACCAGAAUGCAGAGAAGACCAAUUCAUGAUUCAAGUUCAACAGGAAGAACCUUGCUGUUUUUCCCCUGUCUGUAUUUGUGAAUCUUGCACUGAACCUAUUCCACUAUGUACCAAUGGGGAAUUUCUCACAGUGGAUCUUAACACCACACACUUCUGUUGUCCUCAGUAUUACUGUGUUUGUGAGCCAAAUCUUUGUCCUAUGCCACUACUCACCUGUGCAGAAGACAUGAAUCUUGUGAAAGAAAAUGUAUCUGGUCAUUGUUGUCCAACAUGGCGUUGUGAAUGUAAUUGUGAAAACCUUGUUAUGCCAACUUGUGAAGUGAGUUGUUCGGCCAUCAACACAAUUGCAUGCACUGAUAGUGAAGAACAACCCCGCACUGCUGGGGAGAUUUGGAAUGGAUGCAUUGAUGAAUGUGCCUUAUACAAAUGUCUGGAGAAUGGAAGCAUUAUUCCUAUAGAACCUGACUGUGAUGAAGAGCCCUCUCCGAUUUGUGAACGAGAAGCUGAAGUUGUUAUAGGCAUCACUGAUAAGUGGACCUGCUGUUCAAAGGAAGUUUGUGGCUGUGACAUGACUUUGUGUGAAACUACCAUGCCAACAUGUACAAAUAGUGAAAAAUUUAUUGUUGGCUACAGCUCUCUUUCUUGCUGUCCACAGUACAAAUGUGUCUUAGAAAAGGAUGAUGUGUGUGUAUUUCAAGAAGUAUCAGUAUUGAAUCCUGGACAAUCAAUGAUAAAGUAUUUGGAAGGGGACUUUUGUUAUACAAUAGAAUGUCUAGAAGAAAAAGAUAACCAUACAGGCUUUCACACUCUUAAUUUUACCAUGGUGAAGUGUUCAAAGGAAUGUGAUGUUCACCAGGUAUACACUCCAUCCUCAAGUGAUUAUGAUUGUUGUGGUACCUGCAAAAAUGUAUCCUGCAAAUUUCAUAUGGAAAAUGGAACAUCAGUUAUACAUGAGUGUGGCAAACGAGAAGAAAGAAUAUGUCAGAAAGUGAUCAUUAAAUCAAUCAUAAGGAAACAGGACUGUGUGAGCCAAAGCCCUAUAAAUGUUGCAUCUUGUGAUGGAAAAUGCCCUUCAGCUACCAUAUAUAACAUCAAUAUUGAAAGUCACCUAAGAUUCUGCAAGUGCUGUCGUGAAAAUGGAGUGAGAAACUUGACUGUGCCUCUGUAUUGCUCAGGAAACGGCACUGAAAUUAUGUACACUCUGCAGGAACCUGUGGAUUGCACAUGCCAGUGGAGUUAAACUCUUGGAUUUCAAAAACUCUAUACAGUAUCAUAUUGUCAAAUAGAGUUAACUUCUAUCACUGUUGCUUAGGCACUUGGCAGAUUUAUACUGUUUAACAAUAUUUUUCA